This is a messenger RNA of Stegostoma tigrinum, 3969 nucleotides long. It is a transcript of the gene fezf2, whose product is annotated as FEZ family zinc finger 2. Gene Ontology annotation, cellular component: nucleus. Bases 1704 to 3038 code for a protein of 444 amino acids. The record is from RefSeq and is a predicted model, not a curated record. The transcript has 5 exons. Lineage: Eukaryota; Metazoa; Chordata; Chondrichthyes; Orectolobiformes; Stegostomatidae.
CGCUUAGCUUCUAAUUAUUUCAGUGGAGUACUUGCCCUGGCAAUUACUGUAGGAAGCAAAAUAUACCCAAUGCACUUUAAAUCCCCAAAUCGCUCUAUUCACAAUCGGCCACAGCCAGCAAUAUGAAAUAAAGCACAUCAUAGGGCAGACGGAAUGGAAGAAGAACAAACAUCCUCGUUUUAGAGUUCAAAACACGAAAAUAUUCAAACGACCAAGAGGGAGUACAAGGCGGGCGAUGGUCCGAAGAUCAUUUGUUAAGCUCUUUUCACGAUCACUUUUGAUGGUGUCCAGUCGUUUAGCCCUUUUUGGUGCAGCCUCAAUCAAUUCUGCGAUAAUAAUUUGUUGUGCUUCUCAGGUGAAAUCGUCUGCAAACAGGAGAAUUAAAACGGCCCCAAAUGAACAGGCACUUGGCCAUUGUAGAGAGAACACAGAACUUUUGGGAGUGAAUUCCAGAAACUUUCUAAAAAGGCUUGUUAAAAAGGAGUCUUUUCAUUGCUCGCUUUUACCUCUGGCCAGGCGCAGUCUUUUUUCUUCGGCUCCUAAUCCGCAUCGUAACGCAUUUUUCUCUAAUAGGAAAAAAAACACAAAACCGGGUUCCACGCGGUGCUUUAGUGGCUAAAAUUGAAAGAGCCGCUUCACAAGGGCACAACAGUAUGAAUCGCUUUGGAAAAUUGGCUGCUCUGAAUAGGUGAAGGAGGAAAACGUUUAAUCAGGUCCUGGGGAGAUUCUGAGAUUUCAAUCUGCUAUUGCCACAGGUGGAAUCUGGACUUUCGCCCCUUGAGUCCAUAAAUAGAGAGAGGACUGAAUCAGAAAGAAAUGUGUCCAUUUUUUAAACUUUCGUAAAAUAUGUACAGGUUUUAGAUGUAUGCCGUAUGACCACGUAGAGAGAAGUACUCCUCAGGAAACCGACUUCAAAAUGUACUCAGUGCAGUACAGUAUCUAUACUUAAAUCCGUGAGAAUAAUGAAUACUUAUAUCUUAGCGCAGUUAUUUUUGUAACUUGCUCCAGGAAUGUGUGUGUGUGUGUGUGUGUGUGUGUGUUGGGGGAAGGGGGUAAAUUCCAAAUUAAUAAAAGACAAUUGUUUUAGGAUUGCUUUAGGCUUAAGUUGUCCGUUGCAUACAUUAUUGCGGUCGGGCCUCAUUUCUUAUUCAUUCAAGAUGUGAUUUCUCCAGUCCGAGCCGGAGCUUGGCCGACGAAAUGGAGUUCAAAUGAAUGUUUCAUUAUGUAAAAAAAAUCUGGAACAUUAGCCCUUCUAUGAAGUGAUGAUAAUGAUUAAUAGUGAGACUGCGGCAAACAGGGCUUUUUCUAACCAUUUAAAAAGCAGCCCAUAAGCGAUGUAAACAGACUUAGCGAUAGAUUAAAGCAUAUUAAAUGCACAAUUAUUUUUUCAUACCCCCACAGCCACUUCGCCCACGAGCAUUGUGGGUGUUGGUGGGAGAUUGGAAUGGGCUGAUGCUAUUUGGAUGUCACCUUGCUAAGUGACUUCAUGUGAUGUCAGCUAAAUGCAACAGACAGUGAUCUCACACUGAUGAGGAUGUGUGCUAUCAAAAUGUGACAGUAUAGCCACACGCAGUCCUUGGAUAAUCUGCUCCGCUCUCUAGUAAAUGUAGAACCCGUUAAGAAUAGACGGUGGCGUCUGGCACAUCACUCCUCAGGGAGAUCAGAGCGGCUCUAGUCAGCGGCUGCUCACACCAAGUCCUGGGAUGGCAAGCUCUGGUCACUUGGAGACAGUUGUGUCCUGUCCCAGGCAGACGGCAAGGAAUGGAACCUCCGCCACGACCUGCAAUGGAGCUACCCCGAAGGCACUGGCCUUUUCCAUCGAAAGGAUCAUGGCCAAAACCUCAGAACCAAGGAACCAGACUGAACAAAGACAAAGCUUGGAGAAAGCCGAAGGCAAAAAGGUCGGGAAAUUGUGUUCUCCUGUCCCGUGUAUGCUUCCUAUCCAACCUUUCCCUUACGACUUGCAAACUAAAGCGCUCUUGAACUAUUCGGAGGUAUGGAAGACUAAUCUCAGGGGGUCACUUUGUACUUCUGCGGCAAUGUGUAAAUCAAACUGUGGGAUGUGCUGUAAAACUGACUUAACUUUAGGCCCUUCUAUGAUGACAGCGAACAGACUGAUAAAACCCCAAGUCAUAAACCAAACAGUCGCUAUGCCUGCCAACGGUUCCCUUUAUUAUUUCAACUAUCUGGACACUACCUACCAUCCUUCAGAGUUGCUUCGUGGACAUCACAUCUUCCCAUCUCAAAUUCUCGGUUCUCAGCCCCCAGCCUCGCUAUCUGCUCACCAGAAACUUCUUUUGUUGGAGAAUGCUAAAUUUGCUAGCUUGGCCGCGGAGAAAUAUCCAACGCCGCAAUUUCCUCACAAAGAACGGAUCCCAGGGCAGCUGGACCAAGUGAUCAAAGAAAACAACAGCUUUCCAGUCGAAAAGAAUGUAAUUAAAAAUCAUCAAAAACUGAGCAACACCUCAAACGAUGGCAAACCCAAAAACUUUACCUGUGAAGUGUGUGGAAAGGUUUUUAACGCACAUUAUAACUUAACACGUCACAUGCCAGUUCACACUGGUGCCAGGCCGUUUGUGUGCAAGGUCUGUGGGAAGGGUUUUCGACAGGCCAGUACCCUCUGCAGACAUAAAAUAAUCCAUACACAGGAGAAACCACAUAAAUGCAAUCAGUGCGGAAAAGCUUUUAACCGAAGCUCCACUCUAAACACUCACAUUCGGAUCCACGCUGGUUACAAGCCCUUUGUUUGCGAGUUCUGUGGGAAAGGAUUUCACCAAAAAGGAAACUACAAGAAUCACAAACUGACUCACAGCGGAGAAAAACAGUUUAAAUGUAAUAUCUGCAACAAAGCAUUCCAUCAGGUGUAUAAUUUAACGUUUCAUAUGCAUACUCACAACGACAAAAAGCCUUUCACUUGCGGAGCUUGUGGGAAAGGAUUUUGCAGGAACUUUGAUUUGAAGAAGCAUAUAAGGAAAUUACACGACGGUAAUUCCGCCACAGCCCCAGCGAACGAGCGUUCAAGGGUGGGGCAAAGUUAGUUUUAUAGACUUCGAUUUAGGGUUUUUGAGCGGACAAUCAAUUCUGUACAUUGCAUUUUGAAACAAGAUCUAUUUGAGAUUGUUCGAUGCACUGCAAUGCUCUUUACUUCGCACAGUUAUGCAACAGUGGACAAUUCAUAAGAUAACUUUCCACACUUGAAUUUGUAUGUUUAAAUGGAUCGAAGUCUGUGCAGAAAAAAAACUACAGAGAAGCGACAGCAUGUCUUAGUCCUACAAUAUUCCAAAAGUGUUGUGAAUCGAUAGUAAUGUAAAUAUUCAUGUUAAUUAAAUGUCAUAUCAUUAUUUUUCCUGUAUUGUAGUAUUUUAUAAAUGAAACUUACCGUGGAUUGAUAAAUCUUACAUUUUAAAGUAUCUGUUAGGACGUUGAUUCGUUUGCAUUUCUGUACAAUUUAAUCCGUUGUAAAAAUUGAACGUGUCUACCUGCAAAAUAAAAAAUAAAGUUUUCAAUUCUGCAUUUGUUUGAAUAGCACGGAUACGCAAAUACGGAGCGAUAGCUGCCUUGCUUAUUCACAACACAAGAACAAAUCUUUGGGCAACGAUACAAACUGAUAGGAAGAUAGAUUAUUUGUUGACUUUUAACAAUAAGAUAUUGCACCUAUUUCUACUGAAGUGUUAUCUUUAUUUUGAAUGCUUUUUUUAUACAACGUAAUAGAGAUUAGGAAACACACGGAUCGUUUGCACGAAAUGCGGCUCCGAACAGUUUCAAGUAACAAAUACCUAGCAUUUUGUUACUUUUGCUGGCAACUCAGAAGUGACUCGGAGACAUGUUGUGCCAAGGGAGGGAAGGAAAGCUGUUAACAUGUCUCCACGCAGAGCAGAUGGGCGAGCUCGAUGGUUUUAAAGUGAAGAUUGGUCAGUGGACUUCUUCCCAGUGUCUCGUCUUUCCUCAGCAUUCCACUUGUUCAAAUAA